This is a messenger RNA of Paecilomyces variotii, 1623 nucleotides long. RefSeq names its product cut9 interacting protein Scn1. Gene Ontology annotation, molecular function: hydrolase activity, acting on ester bonds. The record is from RefSeq and is a predicted model, not a curated record. Bases 189 to 1433 code for a protein of 414 amino acids. NCBI's taxonomy places the organism in Eukaryota, Fungi, Ascomycota, Eurotiomycetes, Eurotiales, Thermoascaceae. The transcript has a single exon.
UGCGAAUGCGGAGAAGGCGAAGCGGAGAGCGCCGGCACGUGUGAUGCCCCACCGCGAUCGUCCAACGAGCGCAUCGACGAUCUUUCCCUUCGACAGUUAUAUAUUUGUUACUUCGAUCUCAUCCCCGGCCGUCUUUUCAACCUUCGCAACAGACAGGCGUUUAUUACUGCAAAGCAGUGACGGUUGAUAUGGCUGACCACGACGAGGUUCCCUUUCCCUGGGAAUUGGGGGUCUUUGAUGCCCACUGCCACCCUACGGAUACGAUGACAUCAAUCGCGUCCAUCCCGCACAUGAGAGCCAGGACACUGACUGUGAUGGCCACCCGCGGAGAGGACCAGGAUCUCGUCUCGCAGGUCGCGUCUGAACUAGGGGUAGAACGAAAGGCAGACCAGCAGCAGGGGACAGAAGAAAUAGGACGUGUGCUCCCGUGCUUUGGCUGGCAUCCGUGGUUCUCGCACCAGAUCCUAGAUGACAUAUCCUCUGUCUCAGAGCCUCGAAAAGAUGGUGACAGUGAUGAUACAGCGGUGAGGAGCGCCAAAAUAGCGCAUUACAAAAAGGUCUUGAUCCCGUCUACAGACGACGAACGCUUUUUCCUUUCUCUCCCAGACCCUAAGCCUCUAUCUACUCUGAUCUCGGAGACUAGGGAACGGCUCAAUGCGCACCAAUAUGCCCUUGUUGGGGAGAUUGGGCUCGAUCGCGCAUUCCGCCUUCCAAGCCCUUGGGUGCAGGAGGAACUUGAAGGACGGGAUGCGUCACUGACGCCUGGGUCCAGGGAAGGAAGGAAACUAUCCCCGUAUCGUGUACAACCAACUCAUCAGCGAGCGGUGUUUAAAGCCCAGCUGCGUCUGGCUGGGGAACUACGACGGGCCGUCUCCGUCCACAGUGUACAGGCCCAUGGUGCCGUCUUUGAGGUCCUCCAGGAGCUAUGGAAAGGCCAUAAGCGAAAGGUUCCAUCCCGACGGGAGAGGAGACGACGUGGUAGCGCAGUCGGCGCUCAUGAUCUGAGUGAUGCCGAACAGGAAACUGCACAUCGUACAGAUGUUGAAUCUUCGCAUUCCGCAACACAAAAGCCGCUAGCGUCCACGACUCCUUCUGACCCGCUGCCUUUCCCACCACGGAUAUGUAUGCAUUCGUAUUCUGGCCCUACAGAGCCAAUUAGACAAUUCCUGCGUCCUUCCGUCCCCUCGGAUGUGUAUUUCUCUUUCUCUAGUGUUAUAAACUUUACCAAUCCAUCUGCAGACAAGGUCAUUGAAGUCAUCAAAGCUCUGCCUGAUGACAGAAUCCUCAUCGAGAGCGACCUCCAUCGUGCAGGCCAGCAAAUGGAUGAGCUACUCGAGCAGAUCGCGCGGACAAUUUGUCAGCUACGGGGCUGGGAAUUGCAUGAUGGAGUGAGGCGUCUGGCUGAGAACUGGAAGCGUUUCGUGUUUGGUUGAACAAUGAAGGAAAUGUGUUGGACGAAAUAAUAUAAAAGUUUCCGAUUAGAUAUAGACGUAUGUAAAUAUAGAUACUUUGACAAGCUUAUUAGGGUAUAUCGCCGAUUGAGAAAUCAUGAUCUGGUCUAUUCAAGUGAUUAUUGUACAUCGUAUGAGUUACGGAAAAUAGCAGCAUUCCAAUUUAUCGUUU